Messenger RNA from Cololabis saira (Pacific saury), 2872 nucleotides. RefSeq names its product OMA1 zinc metallopeptidase (gene oma1). Bases 352 to 1911 code for a protein of 519 amino acids. The transcript has 8 exons. Gene Ontology annotation, biological process: protein quality control for misfolded or incompletely synthesized proteins; mitochondrial protein processing. Gene Ontology annotation, cellular component: mitochondrial inner membrane. The record is from RefSeq and is a predicted model, not a curated record. Gene Ontology annotation, molecular function: metalloendopeptidase activity. NCBI's taxonomy places the organism in Eukaryota, Metazoa, Chordata, Actinopteri, Beloniformes, Belonidae.
CUUUUGUUCAGGGGCGGAAAUGUCAAACAGUUUAUUAUUUUCUCAGACAAACUUUCACCACCGCGCAGUUGUUUUUAAACUCUAGUCGGUCGGCGUGGCAGGAGAAUCAAGUGUUUUCUCUCGACAUCUCGUGGUGUCAGCUCCAGUCAGGCGCGGACUAGCACAUGCCCUCUGUAACCCUGGUUACCAAGGUUACUCGCGCUGCCAUAAACCACUGACUGCUGUCGCUACUCGACAUUUAACUAACUCGCUUUCAACAAGAUAUGUACGACCACAUCCUACUACAAUAAUGUAUGUGGGCGCAUUAAGACUUUCUGCUUCUUUUCGGUAUAAGUGGGGCUGUUCCCUCUCAUGAAAAUGGCUUUACUGUACGGAAGCCUCUCCAGAAACAGACGCCUCUCUUCUCUCUUCACUCACUUGGCUCGAAACUUUCAGGUGUGUAAAGAAGCUCGUUGCCCUGUCAGGAAGACAUGGCCGGGGUCGUUUCACACAAUCCUUCCUCGCUUGAGAGGCGGUGCAGCUGGAGCAUGUGUUUUACAGCGUGGCAGCGGACGGACAGUGAGUCUCCACCUCCGUCCCUCCAGCCCUGUCCCGGCCCAGUGUGUCCGGCGCCUGCACAGCUCUCCCCCCCUCAGGGCCCUGCCGGCCCCGCUCUUAUGGAUGGUGCUCAAACCCCUGCAGAAGAUUGUAGCUAUACUUCUGGGCAGAAGCUUAAGGAAGUGGUGGGUGGGUUUACCAGUCAACCGCCGGCAGCUCAUACGUGAGUGGGUCCGGAGGCGGCGUUGGCCUCUGGCGGCGGGAGCAGGAGUUGUUAUGGUGAUGGUAGCCCUUCUCCUCCUAACUCAUCUGGAUGAAUCCCCAGUGACUGGUCGGCUCCGUCUUCUGGUGUUCGGCAGAGACAAGUACUUGGAGCUGGCAACUCUAACUUCAGAAGCGUACAUGGAGGAGUUUGGAGAGCAUCUGCUUCCAGAAUCUGACCCUCUUCACCAGAUGGUGAAGCAGCUGGUGCAGCUCCUAGCACAAAGAAACAAGGACAUCCCUGAGGUGGCUGAAAUCACCUGGACUGUCCAUAUAGUGAACAAACCCACGAUCAACGCCUUUGUCCUGCCCGAUGGGAAAGUGUUCAUGUUCACGGGGAUGUUGGAGGCUGUGGCAGAUAUUGACCAGCUCAUCAUUGUCCUGGGACAUGAAAUGGCACAUGCUAUACUGGAGCACUCUGCGGAGCAGGCCAGCCUGUCUCAUGUUGUGGACCUCUUGUCUCUUAUUCUGGUGACAGCCAUCUGGGCCAUGUGCCCGGGAGACAGCCUGGCAGUGCUGGGAUCAUGGGCAAAGGACAAACUCACAGAGCUGAUGUUCAGCCGUCCCUAUAGUCGGAAACUGGAGGCUGAGGCAGACCAAGUUGGACUGCAGUUAGCUGCAAAGGCAUGUGCAGAUGUGCGAGUAGGCCCUGUAUUCUGGCAACAACUCGAGCUUGUAGAUAAACUUUCAGGAGAGCCCACGAUGCCCGAAUGGUUAUCCACGCACCCAUCUCACAGGAACAGAUCCAGCCAAAUGGAGCGUCUCAUACCACAGGCCCUGGAGUUGAGGGAAAGUUGUUCCUGCCCUGCUCUGCCUCCUACCGACCCUCGAGUUGUUUUCUCAGAAACCGUCCGCGUGAUGCUGGAAAAAGUCAAAGACCAGCCAGGAGUAGAGAAAGAAAGAGUGGCCAAGCCCCGACCCUCCGCAGUACCGGUAACAUCGCCAGCAGCAUUGGUCGCCCAAACUGUACUCCCUUCUAUCUCCAAUGUCAGUCAGCCCAGCAAAAGAGAGGUCUCUGCUCCAGGGACACCGAUAGCAGCUCCUGUCCCUGCUGCAACGGAGAAGGAAGGAUCCCAGCAUGCCCCGCACAACACCAGGCAACAGGGGCGUUAAAUCCCCACAAAUCUUCAACAAACGUGACUGACUGUACUGGAAUAUUUACUACAGCAGAGAUCCUUUUUUUUAAAUUCCCAAUUACAUUAAAGUGUAACAGAGGGUAUAGCGGGGGACAGACAUCUAAAAAAAGGUGGUUGUGAUUGCCCGUAACCUCGGAGAAAAUAAGGGUAAAAAGUCGGCAAGACCAAACUGAGAUAAUAUUGAGCAAGUAAGGUUUGUAUCAUUUAAUAAAACAUCCAUACAUCAUGACAAUAAUGUUUUCUUGACACGUGCCACUUAAUGAGAGUAUGCGCUUGUUUGAACAUGUGAGAAGCUGCGUCCAUUGCAUGAUAAAGACUUUUGCAUUUUUAUAGCAUCUGCUGCAUUCUUAUGCAACGCACACUUCGUAGACGUUUGCAUUUUUUAGCCUGAAGGACUUAAUGGGGUAAAUGUAUGAAGGCUUGUUUUAAAACACAGCUCUCUGCACAGGAAAGCCAAUAUCGACUGUCAAGCUUUGAGAAAUCUUUCAUGGUGGGGUUGGUUUUUUUUUCCUUUUCUUUUCAAAUCUUAUUUAACAAGGCAAGUGGAGUAAGAACACAUUGAUAUUUACAGAAACAGCCUGGGGGAGCAGUCAGACACUGAAGAGGAGGGAAAAGUUCUGAUGCAAAUGGAGCGAGAAUCUUUUAUAUGUGUGUGUGUUUGUGUUUGUGUGUGUGUGCGCAUGGUGAAAUACACAGUAAGAUCAAAUGCUGCAACUGUGUUUUCAUAAGUGAUAAAUUAUUUCAUUUGUGUGAUGCCGUUAAGGUGCUAAGCUUGAAUCGGCUUACAAAACAUCAGUUAAGAGGCUUCCGCCUGCUGGGGAAGGUUUUUCUCAUCAGCCAGGAAAUGUCUUUGUCUGUAAUAUAUUAAGUGAUUGCUGUUGUGCACAACAAUCCAGUGUCAACCAAGAGAGAUAUUAAAGUUUUUGUCAUUUGGUAAU